CUCGUGAAGACUGUAGGGUUCGGGUGCUCUAGCGUGCUAAAUUUAUCUUCAGACCAGCUACCGCGCCAGCCGCGAAUCGGAUCUCUAUGGAGGUGGCCUAGGCGAUAUCCCUGAGCUGAGAGCAUCACCCUGUCCCCGAAUCCUUCUUUCCUCUGUUUUGUUUUUCAUUCCCCUUCCCUUCUCCCCUCCCCCUCCAGUCCGCGACGACUGGCUCUUGACCCUGUUCAGGCCUCGGUGAAGGUGAGGAGCAGAGCCGCCACCGCGGCUAAGCGGUGCGCUCUGAAAUGGCCGCUUCCCGGAGCUGUGUAAAAUGGCGGUCGCGGGCUCAGCAGGGGACCGCGGCGCUGCUGUGCAGCCCAGCCGCGGCGAAGACCGUUCUCUCCAUCGCUGAUGGACAUGAAGUAGAGAGAUGGUAUUGGGUGCUGAAACGUUUUCAUGUGGUCGUUAGCGGAGGCGGCCACCCGGGGACGCGAGAGGAAUUCUGAGGCAAGGGUGGGCUGCGACUGGUAGCGAGCCUCCCAGUCGUGGAGAUCUGCCGGCAGCGCGCACCUGUGACAGGGAGGCGCUGAGGGGUAGUUGGCCCUGGCUGCACAUCCAGGUGACGGUUUAGAAAAGCAUUUAGGUGUUGAAGUACCCACCUUUUUGGCUGACCUGCACUCAGACCCUGCCCUCCUGACCCUAAGGGUAUUGUUACCAGCCGGAACCGCCCGAGGGGAAGGGGGGAAAGGAUUGUGAUACCUGUCAGUUUACCCGGAAGGAAACCAAAGACGAAGGUUUUACCCGCUCUUCAGGGAGUGGAAUGGGAACUUUACUCUCAAGGGAGUCCAGAUUCUUUGUCCUCCAGAAAUUCUGGGGAAUCACCUUUGAAGAGGUGGGGAUGAGAACCUCCUUUCUGAAAACAAAAGCUUCCUUCUCUUCUGUGUCCUUCUCUAGCGACGAGGGAGAGGGAUUCUAAUCUUAGGUGAACCAGCAUCUCCACAAAGUUCUCCGAUGCAAAAUCCAAAUGGAGACUAUGGAAGGAAAAUCUGCUUUUUUGCUCCCAAUAAGAAGUGGGGCUUUCUGCUGUUGUCAGUAUGAGACCCUCGACUUUCUGGCAGUUGUAACCCACUGUUCAUCUAUUUCUCUGUGUAGCCUUAACUGCUAGUAACCAGAUUUUUUGUAGUUGGGGUAUUAAAACUAUUGAGGAACACACAAGUAAUGGCUAGACACAUGGGCUAUGCAGUCAAACUUUUUGGGUUCUGUACUUGGCUUUUCACUUAGAAGAGGUGUUAACUUAGCGAGAUGUGUUAAUGUCUCUGUGUCUGUUUAUCUCUAAAGUGGGGUUAUUAAUAGUCCUUGUCUCUUCAUAGAUGAGGUCAUCUAUAUGAGGAAUUUAGCACAAUUAUUGGCAUAUAAUAAACAAUGAUCACUCAUUAAACAUUGUUUCCCUGAGAAGAUUGGUUAUUGGGGGGCUAAAAGUGAUUGUAGUGGAAGGACUAUUUCUUGUAAUAGUUCUAUGUAUAAUUCCAUUUUAGAUUCAAGGCCUAGUUUUAGAGACAUUAAGAUGCGACUGUACUUUUAAAAAUUAGGUUUAAAGUUCUUGAAAGUGUGUUGUUGUUUAACAUAUUUUUAUGAAGUGAGUAGAUGGGGGAACAUCUCAAAGCAGCUAAAUUGCCAGAAUAUUGAACAGGAUGAAAAUGUUAGAAUUUUUGCUAUGCGAGACGUCUUCUGUUUCAGUCUAAGAUCUGCAUGGCAGGAAAGAAUCGUUUGCACUGCUUAGAUCCAGAAAGAUUGGUCAUCUUACAGGCUUAUAGUUCUGCUUGUUAUCGUGUCUAAUUUUAAUUUUUCUCAUUCUAGGCUUUUGGUUACUCCCCUUCCCACCCCAUCCCUUAUUUUUAUUAUUUUGAAGCGUGCGUUUCAAGCUGCCAAGGUGGAGAGAGGGAUUACAGAAAGGAGAACGCCUUAUUUCAGCUUUUAUUUUUAUGUGAUAAUCUACCUUUAAGAAAAGGUGUACCAUACCUGAGAGCACCAGGAAGUCGCAUGAGAGAUCACCUGAUACAUGAACGUAUGAUGUUCCAUCUGCGCAUUGAUGCAUAGGCAGCAUUUACAAAUUAACUGAUGUGUUGCUGUGUAUCAUCUCUUUGAUGAUUGCUCGUCUUCUUUGUAUCCUGUCUUAUAAUUUCAACACAUUUGUGAUACUCAAUGUCUGUUCUAAAUUAACUAUGUUUUGUACCACAAACUCAUCGCCCAUGGAUCUGUUGCUGAAACAAGGAAGUCUUAAACAAGAAGUGGAAUCUUUCUGUUAUCAGAUUGUGUCUGAAUCAAAUGAUCAGAAGGUUGGAAUAUUACAAAGUGAAGAUAAACAGUUGCAGCCUUCAGUUUCUAAAAAAUCAGAAGGUGAGCUUUCCAGGGUCAAAUUUAUAUCCAGUUCCAACAAAAUAACAUUUAGUAAAAAACCAAAAAGAAGAAAAUAUGAUGAAAGUUAUUUGUCUUUUGGAUUUACUUACUUCGGAAAUAGAGAUGCACCUCAUGCUCAGUGUGUAUUAUGUAAGAAAAUUUUAUCAAAUAGCUCUUUAGCACCUAGUAAGCUUCGAAGACAUUUGGAAACUAAACAUGCUGCAUAUAAAGACAAAGACAUAAGCUUUUUCAAGCAACAUCUUGAUUCACCUGAAAAUAAUAAACCCCCAACGCCUAAAAUUGUGAAUACAGAUAAUGAAAGUGCUACAGAAGCAUCAUACAAUGUAAGUUACCAUAUAGCACUGAGUGGAGAGGCUCAUACUAUUGGAGAAUUGCUUAUCAAACCUUGUGCAAAAGAUGUAGUGAUGCGGAUGUUUGAUGAGCAAUAUAGUAAAAAAAUAGAUGCAGUACAGCUAUCAAACAGUACUGUUGCACGUCGAAUUAAGGAUCUAGCUGCUGACAUUGAAGAAGAGCUUGUUUGUAGACUGAAAAUUUGUGAUGGGUUUUCACUGCAACUAGAUGAAUCAGCUGAUGUUUCAGGACUUGCUGUGCUGCUUGUGUUUGUUCGUUAUAGGUUUAAUAAGUCUAUUGAGGAAGACCUACUCCUGUGUGAAUCUUUGCAAAGUAAUGCUACAGGUGAAGAAAUAUUCAACUGUAUUAACAAUUUUAUGCAGAAACAUGAAAUUGAAUGGGAAAAAUGUGUUGAUGUUUGUAGUGAUGCUUCUAGGGCAGUGGAUGGGAAAAUUGCCGAGGCUGUCACCUUAAUAAAAUAUGUGGCUCCCGAAAGCACCAGUAGUCACUGCCUAUUAUAUAGACAUGCACUAGCAGUUAAAAUAAUGCCUACAUCUCUAAAAAACGUGCUAGACCAGGCAGUACAAAUCAUCAAUUAUAUUAAAGCUCGACCACAUCAAUCCAGACUACUAAAAAUUUUAUGUGAGGAAAUGGGUGCUCAGCACACAGCACUUCUUCUAAAUACAGAGAUAAGGUGGCUUUCUCGAGGUAAAGUUCUUGUAAGACUUUUUGAGCUUCGUCGUGAACUUUUGGUUUUCAUGGAUUCUGCUUUUCGACUAUCUGAUUGUUUAACAAAUUCAUCUUGGCUGCUAAGACUUGCAUAUCUUGCAGAUAUUUUUACUAAAUUAAAUGAAGUUAAUUUGUCAAUGCAAGGAAAAAAUGUGACGGUUUUUACAGUAUUUGAUAAAAUGUCAUCAUUGUUAAGAAAAUUGGAAUUUUGGGCUUCAUCUGUAGAAGAAGAGAACUUUGAUUGUUUUCCUACACUCAGUGACUUUUUGACUGAAAAUAAUUCUACGGUUGAUAAAGAUAUUUGCAGUGCCAUUGUGCAGCACCUUAGGAGUUUGCGCUCUACUCUGUUAAAAUACUUUCCUGUAACAAAUGACAAUAAUGCUUGGGUUAGAAAUCCAUUUACAGUUACUGUUAAACCAGCCUCAUUAGUAGCACGGGACUAUGAGAGCCUGAUUGAUUUAACAUCUGAUUCUCAAGUGAAACAAAAUUUCAGUGAACUUUCACUAAAUGAUUUUUGGAGUAGCCUAAUUCAGGAAUACCCAUGCAUUGCAAGACGUGCAGUGCGUAUACUUCUUCCUUUUGCUACAAUGCACCUGUGCGAAACAGGGUUUUCAUAUUAUGCUGCAACAAAAACAAAAUAUAGGAAAAGACUUGAUGCUGCACCUCAUAUGCGAAUCCGACUCAGCAACAUUACCCCUAAUAUUAAGCGGAUAUGUGAUAAAAAGACACAAAAACACUGUUCUCAUUAAAGUUGGAGGGGUUUGCAUGUCUCAUAACCAAAUGUAAGAUGAAAAUAAAAGGUGAUUUACUUCA
Molecule: messenger RNA, 4269 nt
Organism: Sapajus apella (tufted capuchin)
Lineage: Eukaryota; Metazoa; Chordata; Mammalia; Primates; Cebidae
Gene: ZBED5
Product: zinc finger BED-type containing 5
Exons: 2
Coding region: 2124-4205 (693 amino acids)
Molecular function (GO): DNA binding
Source: RefSeq, a predicted model, not a curated record